Molecule: messenger RNA, 1766 nt
Organism: Phyllostomus discolor (pale spear-nosed bat)
Lineage: Eukaryota; Metazoa; Chordata; Mammalia; Chiroptera; Phyllostomidae
Gene: METTL18
Product: methyltransferase like 18
Exons: 4
Coding region: 409-1242 (277 amino acids)
Biological process (GO): peptidyl-histidine methylation, to form tele-methylhistidine
Molecular function (GO): protein-L-histidine N-tele-methyltransferase activity
Source: RefSeq, a predicted model, not a curated record
CCGUCCUUGCGGAGCCCGGGCUCCACGCUGCUGGGGGGAAAAAGUGGGCUCCUCUGGCCCGCGGAGGACUCGACUCGCUGGUGCACGCUCUCAGUCCCGCGCGUCGCGCCGGCUGCCGGGUUUCCCUGCGCCGGGAGCUGGAAACUGGCCGGUUGCGUGCGUCCCGAGAUCCGGAUCGCUGUCAACGUUACCUCGAGGCGCUUUAGGGAGAAUUAAAGUGGAAGAAGAGCAGAGACCUCUAAGAAGUCAUUUGGAAACUUCUCUAAAUAUUUGUAACUGUGUAUAAGCAGCUCAAGAGAAACGGACCCGAACGAAACGGCGUGAAGACCUGAGGCCGGUCUAUGUUCCCGUCUUCACUUCUGUGCGGGGGCUGAGGGGUCUUCCUCCAAAUUGAAGGGUUGCGAGAGGAUGACUUUCCAGUUUAAUUUCACUAUAGGAGACCACCUGGAAAAUGAAUCCACAGCCCUCGGAGAUGGAGCUUUGACCCUGAAUUCUUCAAAAGAGGCUCCAGGCUCAGAGUGUCAGAAAGGCAAACACAGGGACACAGGCUGUUCUAGAGAACAGUGUGACCGCCCUCGGGAUCCCUUGGGGACCCCCGAGUCAGCGGGAAAUACAGCUCCCUCUCAGGCCCCAGGCAGCUCCCUCGACGCAGCCAACAGCUCAGGUAACUUGGAGCCUCAUGAAGAACAGCCUUGCUUAAGACGUGCCAAGGAGCAUGCCAUGCCUGCAGAGGCAAAGGAAGUGAUAGGAAACAAAGUCCUAGAAACGUUACCAGGUCUCCAGCAGGGCAGCAUGUCGGUGGUGAAAACCGUCUUGUUGAAAGAGAAGUUCCCUGGGGAAAACAUUGUUUCAAAAAGCUUUUCUUCUCACUCGGAUCUGAUCACCGGUGUUUACGAAGGAGGCUUAAAAAUCUGGGAAUGUACCUUUGACCUCCUGGCUUAUUUCACAAAGGCCCGAGUGAAGUUUGCGGGGAAAAAAGUGUUGGAUCUGGGCUGUGGGUCAGGGUUGCUGGGUAUAACUGCCCUCAAGGGAGGGGCCAGAGAAGUUCAUUUUCAAGAUUAUAACAGUAUGGUGAUCGAGGAAGUCACCAUACCUAAUGCGGCAGCUAACUCCGCUCUGGAGGGUGAAGAAAGCGAUGGAGACCAACAGGAGGUGAAAAGGUGCAGGAGAUCAAAAGCAGCGGAAAGCUGGCGGGGUCCCCUGAAGACAGCAGUCAGGCACAAGCCCAGUCCUGGGAACUAGAUCACCCCGGGGGAACAGGCAGCCCAACGGGGACACGCCUGCCCAAGGAGCUGCUAGCAGAGGAGACUUGAGACACAAGUUACGGCCACAAAUCCAGGAGAGGUGCGCCCAGUACACCUUCCCAUGCAAACAGUUGAGCUCAACCAUUCAAAGAGGCACACUUGUGUUGGGGCGACGGGCUUCGGAGUCCAAUGCCGUGGGUUGAAGUUCAGUUUCCCCAUCUGUAAGACAGGUUUACAGUAACAGCAGCUCCCUAACAGUGCUUUUAAAUAAUACUAGUUAAUAUCAAACACGUAUUAUGGUUCCUUUCACAAGGUUCCUAUAUAUAAGUGGAAAUGAUUAUUUCCAAGAAUCUUCAUAAUAGUCAUCCUGUUUUCUCGAUCAAAUAGGAAGCCUUGAUCACUUCUGUUAAAAAUUAGGUGUGGCCCUGGCUAGCGUGGCUCAGUGGGCUGGGCGUAGUCCCAUUAACCAAAAGUCGUGGGUUGGGUUCCUGGUCAGGGCACGUGCCUGGGUUGCAGUGUCGA